AUGGUAAUCACUCGUUCACAACAUCAUCAAAUAUUUAUUCAAGAAUUUCAACGAUUAUCUCGUAUCGAAAUGGAACAUUCCGACCCUUCAAUCUCUUCUGAUUCCACUGUGUAUCGCCCACUACUUACUUCUAAUAUGGAACAAGAAUAUUUACGUACAUUAGCAAAAGAACAAGUUAAAACUUUGCACAAAUUUAGUGGUUCUAAUUCAGAAGAUGUCAUUCAUUGGCUUCAAUGUGUGGAACAAGUUUUUGAUCGUGCUCUUCUACAACCUGUUAAUAAAUAUAUAGCUGUACAAUUUUAUCUACAUGGUGCAGCAGCGAAGUGGUUCCAAUUUAAUAAAUCUAACAUUAAUGAUUGGGGCACAUUCAAAAGUGAAUUAAUCAAGGUUUAUCAACCAUCUUUUCAUCAAUCGUUACUUCGUAUGGAACAACGUCAUCAAACACUUGGUGAAUCAGUAAUGGAAUAUUAUCAUGAUAAAAUGCAUUUAUGCACACAAGCGGACCCACACAUGAGUUCACCUAUGAUCAUUCAUUAUUUAACUAAAGGUGUCAAUGAUUCAUUACUAUCACAUAUUAUUCGUCGACAUCCAAAGACACCUGAUGAAUUUCUCACGAUUGCACAAGAUGAAGAGAAGAUUCAAGCAACGUUAAAUGGUUUAUCUCACAAUUCAGCAACAACAAUUGAUAAUUAUCCGAAUGAUGAUUCAUAUGUUGAUCCUUCAGUUACACUUGUUACACGUCCAAUUAACCAACACACACGAUCAUACGCUCGACAACAAUCAACAUCAUAUCCUCAACCAUUAAUGAAUUUACCAUCGGUUUCGCCACAAUUUUCAUUUCGUCGUGAUUCUCCUCAACACCUUUACCCAUCAAAUACAACACGUCAAUGUUAUAAUUGUUAUCAAUUUGGUCAUGUUGCUAAAUUUUGUCCAAACCGAAAAAACAUGUAA
Molecule: messenger RNA, 951 nt
Organism: Rotaria socialis
Lineage: Eukaryota; Metazoa; Rotifera; Eurotatoria; Philodinida; Philodinidae
Source: the annotation of a GenBank genome assembly